Hymenoscyphus albidus is the source of this 7637-nucleotide messenger RNA. NCBI's taxonomy places the organism in Eukaryota, Fungi, Ascomycota, Leotiomycetes, Helotiales, Helotiaceae. The record is from the annotation of a GenBank genome assembly.
AAUCUGCUAAGAAGCCAACAACACCAACACCACCUUGAUACUCCGUAUAAUCUGCGACAGGCGGCUGGGAAGAAGAUCCAUCUCCCGACGAGGCCGUAUCUGUGUCCUCUCGUUUUGCGAUUUUUAUACCAUCAACACCAUAAUGAACUCCAACUGAGCAUUUACAGCCGCUUCAGCGCAUUGCCUUUUUCGAGUCUCAAGGCGACACAGUACUUCAUACCUCCCAUAAUUCCACUUACCACCCACAACCCACCACCCACAACCCAACUUUCACCUCACAACAUUAGCAUUCACGACGCCACGAAGAACGGACCUUCGGGUCAUUGGCGUAGGCCACAAUGCCGCCCCCGAAUUCGCAGGAUCCAUCGCAUCCUGCAACCCCUCCACAAUCCAUUCCACUACAGAAUCUAGAACCACCGCCCGAAUCGGUGGAUUUGGCUGAUGGACACCGGCACCAUACACGAGGGAGGAGUAUAUUGAGUGGUAUUUCCUCACGCCCGAGUAGUGGUGGUUAUGAGCGAGUGCAAACGGGCUCACCAAGUCGGACUGAGAGACCCGCGCGUGCCUCAAGGCCUCUGGUCUCAACCCAGUCGAGUAGGAUACACCAGAAUACCAAUUACAAUGAGGAACCCGAAACGUCCUCAUCUCCCGUAGAUACCACGUCAUUUGCAGCGGCAAUGGCAUUCACAGGACUCAGUGUACCCGAUAUCAGUAUCUCCCAAGUGCCUCAGCCUUCGCCGGCUCCAAGCACAUUUUCCCCCUUUGGUACCUCCUAUCCCAUGGACGAUAUGGAUCGCAUAUCUCCCUAUGGCGAUGCCAGUGAUGAAUAUUUUUCAAACCAGUCAAGUUACUUCCAUACGGAAGCUUCGGACAGCAUACCCCUUACCGACGCGAGCCACCUACAACCUAUAAGUGGGGCAUCUGGACACAUUCGAUCAGACAGCUUUCACAGCGUCAAUUUUGACUCAACCGAUCAGGUCCGACGGAGAAGCAAUAGAAAUAGUGAUGCCAUUGGACCUACUGAUCAAGGAUUGUCACCCAGGCCUGGCCGCUCGAGGGGCCAGAGCUAUGGAGCUUCACUUGCUCCUGACGCUCAAAGUCAUUCCAGAUCUCGUUCUCCUUCCACAACCUCUGGCGCUUUUUUGAGGGCCGGCUCAAUUGUCAGAGCCAUGUCACAGCGUGUCGUCAACAUAAGUGGAGAAGCAGAGCUCAUUGAAUCUGCUGCUCGCCGAGAGUCGGCUGCCAAAGCCUAUCCGAUACAAAGGCAGCCCAGUCUUUCCACUUUGGCCAGUCUAAGCGACGAAGAGGAGAUUCGGUUUCAGCCAAAACGUAAAAAGGACCCAUUAGCAGCCGGUCCCAAUCCCCAGGCCCAAUUGCCCACUGCACCCGUUGAGAAAGCAAUGAAAUUUUUCGUCAAGGGCGAGCCACAACAGUCUUUGGAGGAAGAAAUAGAAAAGCCGCCUAAUCCUCUGAGGGGCAGAUCUCUGGGCAUCUUUACAUCCGAUAGCAAAGUGAGGAAUUGGUUAUGUGACGUACUGGUAUAUCCCCUCACAGAACCAAUCAUCCUAAUACUUAUCAUGGUUCAAACCGUACUGCUGGCGGUAGAAUCCUCCAGAAGUGUAUUUGAUGCUGGUCAUGGUCGACCUGAUCGAUGGGGUCGCAGCCACAUAGAUUUGGCUAUUUUUGGAUUGUUUGUCAUUUUCACACUUGAACUCAUUGCUCGAAUCGUCGUGUCAGGUUUCAUUCUAAAUGCACCCGAGUACAGCUCAACUAAGGGCAAGGUUGGGGCGAAGGCUAUUAUUUUAGACAAGUACCGCAGCGUUUUUAAACCACAGCGUGAAUCUUCUACCAGGGGAACUCGUCCUUCGCCGUCCCUUAGCGCCCCAACUAUUGUCCGCUCUUUUACUGCUAUACAGGGAGACAAAGUGAGGACAGUUGAACAAGCGCAACGGCUCCAGCUAGCAAGGCGUGCAUUCUUACGCCACGGUUUCAACAGACUUGAUUUUGUGGCUGUUUGUGCAUACUGGGUCUCGUUCGUUUUGUCAAUCACAGGAAUAGAGUCAGGUCGACACAUGUAUGUUUUUAGGAUGCUUAGCUGUUUGCGGAUUCUGCGACUCCUGGCUCUCACACAUGGCACCGCAGUACGUAUGAUAUCUCAAUCCACUCCCCUUACCUACUAACCACCCAUAUUAGGUAAUUCUUAGAAGUUUAAAGAAGGCUGCGCCGUUGCUGGUUAAUGUAUCAUUUCUAAUCGGAUUCUUCUGGCUCUUGUUUGCUGUUAUUGGCGUACAAAGUUUCAAAUCAAGUUUGGACCGACAAUGUGUCUGGGUUGAUCCUACAGAUCCCUUCAACAAUAGCAGCACAGCAUGGGUGGAUAGCGGACAAUACUGUGGCGGCCAGUUCAAUUCUUUAGGAGAACACGAGGUCUGGAGGUAUCGACCAGAUAAUAGCAGCGUCGCGCUCAAUGCCACAAGACCCUCGGACAGCGCUAUAAAAGGCUAUCUAUGCCCCCAAGGUUCAUAUUGCAUCGAGCUCGACCACAAAACUCUACCGUUCAAUGGGACGAUAAGUUUCGAUAACAUAUUUCAGUCGCUUGAACUGGUUUUUGUCAUCAUGACUGCGAACACCUACACGGACUUGAUGUAUUAUACCAUGGACUCGGAUUACCUGGCUACUGCUCUCUUCUUCGCAGGCGGCAUCAUGAUCAUGAUGCUUUGGUUACUCAAUUUGCUUAUUGCUGUCAUAACUUCGUCAUUCCAAGUAAUUCGAGAAGAAGGCAAAGCCAGUGCAUUCGCUGCUCGUGUCAAAGACAUGCUACCAACGAAUGCCCCUGUCCCAUCACCCCGCUUCAAUCAGUUCAAACGGUUGUUUGACAAAACAAAAUGGUUUUGGUUGCUCUGUAUUUCCUACGACCUCAUUGUCCAAGCUUCCCGAAGCUCAACAAUGCCUCCCAGUAGAGGGAGAUUCAUUGACAAUUCCGAGGUUGUCGUGACCUUUAUCCUCUUUAUUGAAAUAGUUCUCCGAUUUGCAGUGGACUGGCGGGGGUUUACGAGGAAUAAGUUGAACUGGUUGGAUUUCGGACUUGCCGUUAUUACAAUGGUGAUACUAAUUCCGCCUAUUCAUACCUCCGGGACGCCUUACGCAUGGUUGACGAUUUUUCAACUUAUUAGAGUCUAUCGCAUCAUUAUUGCGGUACCAGUUACGAGACAGCUGAUCACGCUUGUUUUGGGAAACGCCAGUGGUAUUGGUAACCUUAUGUUGUUCGUGUUUCUCAUCACCUUCCUGAUAUCCAUAUUUGCUGUCCAGCUAUUUCGUGGUGAACUGCCAGCGCAGGAUGAUUCUGGAAACGACAUUAUUGCGUCCUUUUUCACGAUUUACAACGCUUUCCUUGCAAUGUAUCAAAUCUUAUCGAGUGAAAAUUGGACAAGUAUUCUUUACAGCGUAACUGGAGCCGGGAGGUCUAGAGAUAAUGCAUGGAUUGGCGCUGCGUUUCUUAUCGGGUGGUUCAUUCUGGCAAACUUUAUCCUGGUAAAUAUGUUCAUAGCGGUCAUCCAAGAAAAUUUCGACGUCUCGGAGGAUGAAAAGCGCAUGCAUCAGGUCAAGGCUUUUCUCAACAGAAAAGAGCUUGGUAGCAACUCGAGCAAUCUGUCGCUCUCUGCCAUCUUUCGGUUUGGCAAAUCGAGGAAAACCAAGGAUCCACUGGAUUAUGGCCCAGCUACCAUGGAAAUGCUUCUAAAAGACAAAGUAGUGAAAGAUUUUCUCGAUGAUGAGAUUCAUGCCGCUGAGCAAACUCCCGCAGUCCCGGACACUUUGCCAACCGACGAAAAUGCUCCUUCGACUGCCGGAUUCUUUACGAGACUCAGAAGCAAAUUCAAGAAUCGGAUCUGGAAUCGAGAACCAAAUCCAUUUUAUUCGAACAUUCAGUUGUCAAGUCGUGCAGACGACACGAUGGAUGCAAGAACCCUAGCUAAGGAAGCGGUAUCUGCAACUUCACAGAGAAAGAAAGCACAGAGAGAGUUCUUGGCUAGGCACCCUACCUAUAAUAAUGCCUUGUUUAUUCUGACACCUACAAACCCUAUCCGACAUUUUUGUCAGAGGAUUGUAGGCCCUGGUCGAGGAGGCGAGCGAAUAGAUGGCGUAGAGCCAAAUAGGGUUGUUUGGUAUGCCUUCUCUGCCUUCAUAUACGCUGCUAUCGUAGCAAUGGUUCUACUUGCUUGCGUGACUACACCUCUUUAUCAAAAGGAAUAUUUUCAGACCCAUACGUUCAGUGUCAGGAACUGGUUUGUAUGGGUCGAUAUGUCUUUUGCUGUUGUGUUCUCGGUUGAGGCGCUGAUAAAAGUUCUUGCGGAUGGGCUUUUCUGGACUCCGAACGCAUACUUCAGAAGCUCAUGGGGUAUGAUAGAUGGAGUUGUUUUGAUAACAUUCUGGAUCAAUGUUAUUACCUCGCUCAUGGGUGAUGGAGAGGUUUCACGAGCGGUUGGGGCUUUUAAAGCUCUGCGAGCAUUACGGUUAUUGAACGUUAGUGACAGCGCCAGGGAGACCUUCCAUUCGCUAAUCGUUGUUGGGUUCUCGAAAUUCUUUUCGGUAAAUACUUCCCCGCCUUCGUCUCUCUUAUGUUCACUGACAAUUCUUAGGCUGCCUUUGUGUCUCUCUCUCUCUUGAUCCCUUUCGCUGUGUACGGCGUCAACUUGUUCAAUGGCCGCCUAGUUUCUUGCAACGAUAGCAAUUUUCCCGGUGGCAGUAAUCUAAAUGAUUGUUUUGGCGAAUAUCAGGCCAAUCCGUUCAGCGAGAACUGGCCCAUAAUCCAACCUCGCGUAGCGGCCAACCAAUUCUUUGACUUCGAUGAUUUCGGCAGUUCCUUAAUCAUUCUCUUCCAGAUCGUUUCUCAAGAAGGUUGGGUGGAUGUCAUGUCGGCUGCUGAAAGUAUUGUUGGCCCUGGACUUCAGCCUCAGUUCCAAACUUCUCAAGGAAAUGCAGUCUUUUUUGUCAUAUUCAAUAUCCUUGCUACCGUCUUCGUACUUACGCUGUUCAUCUCGGUUUUCAUGCGAAAUUAUACAGAGCAAACAGGGGUUGCGUUCUUGACAGCCGAACAAAGAUCAUGGCUGGAACUAAGAAAGCUCCUCAAACAAGUGUCUCCUUCGAAAAGACCGUCAACGACUGCUACUAGCAAUUGGAAAGACUGGUGCUACAAAAGGGCUGUUAGAAAGCAUGGGAGAUGGCAGAGGUGUGUAACAAUCGCUCUUGUACUACAUCUCGUCAUCCUCUUGGUUGAAUACUACCCAGAACCAGCUGGCUGGGAUACGGCUCGGAAUUUUGUCUUCCUCGCCUUUACAGCUUUCUAUCUGGCGAAUAUUAUGGUACGAAUCGUUGGUCUCAGCUGGUCAAGAUUCCGUCGGAGUGCCUGGGAUGUCUUCUCCAUCGUCGCCGUUGUGGGAACACUUAUUUCCACCAUAGUCCUUCUGAUGGAUAUCAAAAAACAGCUUUACAUUCAACUGCACAAGCUCUUUCUGGUUUCAAUAGUCCUUCUCUUAAUUCCACGAAACGACGCCCUAGAUCAGCUUUUCAAGACAGCAGCUGCUAGUCUGACAAAUAUUGGGAAUCUCUUGGCAACCUGGUUUGUCUUUUUCCUUGUCUUUGCCAUAGCCAUGACCCAGACUUUUGGCCUCACUCGAUUUGCCAGUCAGGAAACUGGGAACCUAAACUUCAGAACAGUCCCCAAGGCACUGAUCCUGCUGUUCAAAAUGUCGACUGGUGAAGGAUGGAAUGAAAUUAUGGAAGAUUUUGCAGGAGUAGAACCACCAUUCUGCACCAAGGAUACUGCAAGUUUUUUUAAUAGCGACUGUGGAAGCACCAAUUGGGCUCGGGCACUCUUCAUUGCUUGGAAUAUUCUGAGCAUGUAUAUCUUCACAAGUUUGUUCGUGUCUUUGAUAUACGAGAGUUUCAGUUAUGUUUAUCAACAUUCUAGUGGCCUCGGAAAAGUCAGCAGAGAGGAAAUUCGCCGUUUCAAGCAAGCCUGGGCUACACUGGAUCCCGAAGGAACAGGCUUCAUAACCAAAGAACAAUUUCCUCGACUACUCGGAGAACUAUCCGGUGUGUUUGAGAUGCGGAUAUACGACCAAGAACAUUCUGUUCGCAGUAUCUUGGAAGAUAUUCAGGCGCAGCCUAGUUCUGGUAGGAUCUCUGCGAUGACCGGGUCUGCCGGAUCAAGUGGGGUCAAUCUGAAGGCACUGAACAAACGUCUCGCUAUGAUUGACCACCAAAAAGUUCGAAUCGCGAGGGCGCGCUAUAAUUUGUUCUAUGAGGAAGUCAUGGUAUCAGCAGAGGUAGAUGUGGGAAUAUCAUUUACAACCGUUUUGAUGAUUCUUGCUCAUUACAAUGUCAUCAGCGAUAGCAAGAGCUUAAAGUAAGUCAAUCCAACGAGAAUAUCGUUCAAUAUGUCUGACCCUCUUAGGCUCGAGGAAUUCUUACGCCGUCGCGCCCGACUCCAACGCGUAGAAGAAGAGAUACGCAGGCGGAUUGUGUUGGGCUUUUUCGAUACCAUGUAAGAAUGACCGGCUGAAAAUCUCAACUAUUGCUUGCUAACAAUACAUGUUUAGGUACUGGUCACGUAGAUUCAGGAAACACCUGGAAAAGAAACGCUCGGGACGCAUGACAGAUGUACCACAACUUGGUCCUGAGGUUUAUGUGGAUGACGAAGAGGAGAUUGCGAGGAAAGCAAAAGCAAAAGCGCAUGCAUCAUCACGACUUUCACCUAUGGAUAUUGUAGAUCCCCGCAGUUCUUUCAUUACACACGGUUUGGAUGGCGCUUAUCGAAAUCGCAUGACCGAGUCGUUCUCCAGCGCCGGCGGUCCUCUCUCGCCCUCCAGCCCAUGGCCGGCAAGCCCAGGGAGGUCACCGCAGCGAUCACCACAACUUUCACCACAUCGACCGACCAACUCAAAUUUCAGUUUCGAAGAAAAUCAACAGCAGCUUUCUGCCCCCAAUUCGGCUACAAGCAGCAGGCGUGGAAGUGCUGUCAGCGCUGAGAAUGUUCUCGAAGUACUUGAGACCUCAGCGUGGGGAGAGAGCAUCAGGCGGAGUUUCACGACGAGACGACCCGAUCGAAGGGAAGGCACUUGAGAGGAGAAACCUAGAUAACAUACAGAACUUUUCUAAAGAUAUUUCAUCAUUCAUCAAUUGGAAAAGGCAGACCAAUGGAAUGCUAUUCUGCGAAACGUUGGGGAAAACGUCAACAAGAUCCGUGCGGCUGGCAUAGAAGGGAAGGUUUUGGGAGGGACUUGGGUUAAUGAACAUCACGGCCUCAUGAUGACUUUUCUUGUUUCGAUCAGUAGAGGUAUGUAAAUAGAAAUAGGGCGACGGGGUUAUUUGGAACCUCAAAUAUGGUGAUGGGGUUAUUUGGAACCUCAAAUAUGGUGAUGGGGCGGUUUUAUGUAUGAUGUGUAUCAAUUGAGCCGGUUUUGGGCUGGCCUGGGCAUUUCCCUUGUUAGGAAGGGAUGGGACAGGCGAAUUAGAUGGGAGGGACCUUUUCUCAGUAUAUUUGUUGCAUAGCCUAGGGAGUUUGUUGGGUGGUUAGAGAGAGGGAUCGAGAUCACCUUUCGAUUAGAACAUAAUAUUUAUGAAACAAUUUUUCGAAAUGA